ACGGGCAGAUAGCAGGCAGGGAGAGCAGAGGCUUCAGAGAAAUGAGAAUGAGCGUCCUAACGGAGCAGGUCUGCUGGGAGAGUCCCUCCUAAUGUAAGAAGAGCGCUGAAGCUUUGGAUGCAGUCCACUCCACAUCUGUCAGCCGUGCAAAAUGUCCGAUUUUGAGGAUUUCAGCCGGUCAGGAGGGCAGGCUAAUGCAUCUGAAAGCUACCAGCUGAACCCCACCAGCGUGAUCGUGUCAGUGGUCUUUUCCCUCAUCUUCCUGCUGGGCACCAUCGGGAACAGCUUGGUUCUCGCAGUGCUGCUGCGGAGCGGACAAGUCGGAUACAACACAACUAAUCUGUUCAUACUCAACCUGAGCGUGGCUGAUUUCUUCUUCAUCAUCUUCUGCGUUCCUUUCCAAGCCACCAUCUACUCCCUGGAGGGAUGGGUGUUUGGCUCCUUCAUGUGCAAAGUGGUCCACUUCUUCAUCAACCUCACCAUGUAUGCCAGCAGCUUCACACUGGCUGCUGUGUCAGUUGACAGAUAUCUGGCCAUACGCUACCCACUGCGCUCCAGAGAGUUAAGAACCCCGUGUAACGCUGUGGUUGCCAUGGUGGUCAUCUGGGGUCUUUCCCUGGUCUUCGCCGGUCCAUAUCUCAGCUACUAUGACCUGAUUGUUUACGCCAACAGCACUGUGUGCAUCCCCGGCUGGGAGGAACAGAACCGGAAGGUCCUUGACACGUGCACCUUCCUCGUUGGAUACAUCGUCCCCGUGCUGAUUGUGAGCCUCUCCUACACUCGAACAAUCAAGUACCUCUGGACAGCCGUCGACCCUCUAGACGGCAUGUCGGAAUCCAAGAGGGCCAAACGUAAGGUCACCAAAAUGAUCAUCAUCGUCACGGUGCUCUUCUGCAUAUGCUGGCUGCCCUACCAUGUGGUGAUACUCUGCUAUCUGUAUGGAGACUUCCCCUUCAAUCAGACCACGUACGCCUUCAGACUCCUCUCUCACUGCAUGGCCUACGCCAACUCCUGCGUCAACCCCAUCGUGUACGCCCUCGUGUCCAAGCACUUUCGCAAGGGCUUCAAGAAAGUCUUCAGCUGCAUCCUCAUCAAGAACGGGAGAAACAAGGUGCACGUCGUUCACGUGGCCAACACCGGGCCCGGCUUUGAGGCGGGCUCCACGGAGGUGUCGCACAUGAACGAGGAGCACGGGCGACAGAACGAAUGUGAAAUGAUCAACAGGCCGAGGAGAGUGGAGCCACGAGAGGCCACGGUCAGCCUAAAUCUGCCCUAUCAGCACUCAACUUGACAAAGGAUCCAGCUUUGCUGACAUGACAUGUGUGCAGAUUGCCUUAUAUAAAAGACUUUCCAGUUACUAUGUUAAUAAUAUAUGAAUAUCUUAUGAAAAUAUCCAAUGUUUUGGUGGCAAACUGCAAGAACAACAGGAGGAAUAUGAGGAAAAAUAAUGUAUUACCAAGCAAGCGGCAGUUGGUUCAAUAUGAAUAUUUUUACGCAGUUGUCACAUCCCACUUUACAAAUGCAGAAAUUGACAUGGGUUAGUCAGAAAUUGCAUACAUUUCUGAUGUUUUUUCUCUACUCUUUGCCUUAAUAUUGGCUUGUACUUAAUGUAAAUGAAAGACUGAGUGAUUCACACUUCAAAAGCGGCAAAGGAAUGUCUUACUCAGCUGUUUUGAGCUUUUGCUUUAAUCGGCCAGUUCCAAAGAUGCUGAGAGGUUGUCAGCUGUGGAGGGAUGUCCAAAUAGGCCUUUGUUGUUCUGUUUGACUUCUACCAAGAUCCCAAGAUCUAAUGAAGACUAACGCUCAUGCGAACAGCUCAAGAGGAACAGCAAAGCGGUGCAACACUUCCUCGUCUAAUCUGUGCAUGUCGAUGAUGACAAUCAAUAAGCCGGUUAACUCCACGCCACAACAUUUUCUACCCCGUGUACAAGUGUAGCUCGCACGUCCAGGAACUUCAGCCUGUUAGGAAAUCUUUUCUUGAUAUAAGCUAAACUACAGCUGUCUGACUUUACCUUCAUGACCAGUUCUGAACCUCCUUGUCAGUUUUCAAAUUGUUGUUUUGAUGGAGCAGAGUGCUUGCUUUAUAUCUUGCAUGCUGAUGCUGUUCUUAGGUGUCAAUAUAUUAUUUGUAUGAACAUAUUAACUAUGUAAAGUAUAUGAAACUCAAUUUGUGCAAAGGAGAUACAUAAUUGUACUUUUACACCUCCAGAGAAAUCUUUAAAAUGGUGCCAACUGAGUUUACUCAGGCAAACGAUGAGGAGGCGAGAACCUAAGUGUAAACAUUUUCUUACUUUACUCAUUGAGGUUGUGUACACGGCAUGUUUCUCUUUGGUGUAAAAUAUUCUGCAUUAAAAUUAAUAUGUUUAUCAGUGGGUGCAAUUCUGUAUUACAGAGUUAUAUAUGUGUGCAUUAACAUUUUAAAGCUGUGAAAUGAUAAACAACCAUUUGCACACUUUUGCAGAUCACAUCCUUGGUUUGUCUUUGUUUAGAGCUGUAAAAAGCCUUGCGUUUGAGUUCUGUCUUGAAUGUUUCCACUUAAGCUCUUAGGUUUGUAUAAGAUGCAAUUUGCGGCUUGGGUUUCUUUCCGUAUAGAUUGUUUGUCGUUUGCAUAGUAUUCCCACAGUGUGUUUUGUCCACUGAAUCUGUGGUACUUAGACAUCUCAUUGUUAUGUUUCACCAGACAGGAUUUUCAAUGGUGGCUCUGCAAAUGUCAAAUAUUAUGUUAUUGUUUAUAUCCAAAUGUGCAACGAAAUGUAAUACAUGCUUUAAUGUCCAAAUAAACUAUUUCUGCA
This is a messenger RNA of Menidia menidia (Atlantic silverside), 2792 nucleotides long. NCBI's taxonomy places the organism in Eukaryota, Metazoa, Chordata, Actinopteri, Atheriniformes, Atherinopsidae. The record is from the annotation of a GenBank genome assembly.